This is a messenger RNA of Funneliformis mosseae, 1239 nucleotides long. The record is from the annotation of a GenBank genome assembly. Lineage: Eukaryota; Fungi; Glomeromycota; Glomeromycetes; Glomerales; Glomeraceae.
AUGCUACAAAUUUUUGAUUGCAUUCGGGAUCAAGGAGAAGGAAUAUAUUCUGCUCUAUUGGUUAAUAGAUAUUGGUGCCGAAAUAUCAUCCCGAUCCUUUGGGAACAACCAUUUCAACGCUUCUCAAAAGUGUAUCACUCUCAACCUACCCAAUAUUUGAAAAAUCGAUCCCUUCGACUUUAUCAACCUUCGAACAAUAAAUUGUUAAACACGUUAUUUUCUUGCCUCCCUGAACAAGAUAAUAAGUCCUUGAAUUCUAAACUAUCUCAAUAUCGAGUCAAGAUACCUCAAUCUCAACAAACUUUAUUCAAUUAUGCUUACUUUUUACAAGAAUUUUCUUACAAAGAUUUGGAAUUGGUCAUACUCUCUUCCCUUCAACGUUGGUAUACAAACACUUUAUCUCAUGAUUCCUUUUACCCUCAAAUUCAUUUGAUCUCCACCGCUUUAUGUAAAUUAUUUUUACAAAGAUCAAAUUUACAUUCUUUAUAUUUCGAAAAGAAUUUCGCCAAAUUGGAUAUUCCAAAUUUCACUGAAAUUGAUAAUAAACGUCCCGCUCUCUCUCAACUUUCUCAUUUCUCUUUUACCUAUUCCGAACCUAUCACGACAAACAUUUUAAACCUUUUGAAAAUCAUCUCAAAUUUCUGUUCUCAUAUUACUUUUCUUGAAUUCAAAUUGAAAUCCGCGGAUUAUAAUAUUGAUGUAAUGGAAGCCAUUGUUAACAUCAUUAAUUCUCAAGAUAAAAUCACUCAUUUCUCCAUCGAGGAUAUUUCAAAUGAUGGAGCGGAACCGAUCAUUUUCUCAUUGAAAAAUCAUGUUUCCAAUUUAAUUUCUUUACGACUCUCUCACGUUCAACUUACGGAAUCUUGCGUUGACUUGAUUUCUCAAUUUAAUAAUUUGAAUUUCCUCACAAUCGAUAAUUGUAACGGUCUCUCAAAUGAAAUCCUUUAUUCUCAUUUCCUUCUUAAAAAGUUAAUUAUCAAUACUCAACGACAAGAUAUUACUUUACCUUUAUUGAGAAAAUUUGGUAAAAACCUAAAAUUUUUGGGUCUUAGCGUUUAUGAUAUAAAUCUUGCCGAGCAGUUAUUAGGCUUUUGUCCACGAAUCGACAAAAUCCAUUUGAAUAUUCAUACUGAAGAUGUUUUGGAUUAUGAAGAAUUAAAAAGGAAGGAAGCAUCUUGGAAGAACAUCAUCAAAUCCGCUUAUCCUCAUAAAAAUAUUACCCUCUCGAUCGGUUAUUAA